Sphaerodactylus townsendi is the source of this 2237-nucleotide messenger RNA. RefSeq names its product meiosis initiator (gene MEIOSIN). The record is from RefSeq and is a predicted model, not a curated record. Lineage: Eukaryota; Metazoa; Chordata; Lepidosauria; Squamata; Sphaerodactylidae. The transcript is spliced from 14 exons. Bases 128 to 1852 code for a protein of 574 amino acids.
AGGCCCUUCGCGCCGCGCGCCUCUGAGUUUCGCUGGCCCGGGCUGAGGAGGCGGGCGCGCGCGCGCGUGCGCUCUCCCCUCCCCUCUCGCCAGCCAGCCUUGACGUUGCUCGGCUGCGGCCGCAGAGAUGUGGGACCAGACUGGAUGUGUUUGCCCUGAGGAGCUGCAACCAAGCAGCAAGAAUUGCAAGCAGGAUUCCAGUGACAGGAAAGAAAGCAAUAAUUACACCAGCACGCUCAGAGAGUUGGCUCAGAUGUUGCCCGUCCCUUUACGGACCAGCUCUAAAAGGUUGACAAAGAAAGAAAUUCUUCUCCGGGUUCUCCGGUAUAUUGAACACCUGCAGACCAGCAUUCAUAGUGCCAGAUCACUGCUCCAACACCGCUGUGGGGAACAAAAAGCAGGAGAAUCUGAGCAGAUGAGCCCAUCUGCCCUGAAAAGAAGGAGAAGAGAAACCACCCCACGUGGAAAGAAAACCAAGGCUCCAGUUGUCUGCAAGAAACCCAGGAAGGCAAGACGCAUCCCGAAAUCAGAGCGGAGAGGAGCAAGCAAGAAAGCGUGCAAAUGCCUUCCUCUUGAACCGGAGGAGGACUUUUUCCCAACUGAUCCACACAGAGAAGAGAGCCUGUCCAAUGCAGAAGAUGCAUCCUCCGUUCCUUCACUCUCCCAAAAGCAAUACCCUUUCCUUCCUAGCUUCCAAGAUCCAGGGCCAGCAGCUCACUGGCCUCCAAGCACUAACUUUUGGGAUAUCACCAAAAACAGAGCCCCGUUCUGUGCUUCAGACUGGCACUUGGGCAGCGGCUCAGAGGAAAUCAAGGACAGAGAUGUGUUUUCUGCAUGCGUGGCACAAAUGGCUUACGAUGAGCUGCGUCACCACGCUGAGGGACGUGGGCAUUUGCUGAUGGGGCAGGAGCUGGUGUGUUACUAUUCCUCCUGUGAGGAAGAAGAGGACGAAGUGUCAAGGGCCAGCCCCUGGCUCUCCACCCAGUCUCCUGUGGGCAUCUCCCAUGGAAGUCUGCUGCUCUGUUCUCCCAGUGUUGGGGCCCAAAGUAACACUUGCUCGGAUUUGGGACUGAGCCCCUCACUUUUCUCCUCACCAGGUCGGCUGCUCCCCAAGCAUGUCUUGCAAGGGGGUCAGGAGGAGCUUUCUCCAGUAUUGUUUGAAGACGUAUAUCUGUCCCCACAGACCUUUUCAGGAACCCUGCUGAGAAAAUCGGCUUUCACACUGGACCACUGCUAUCUCUCCUACAGCGAAAAGGGUAGAAGCGAUUCCAGCCCCAUCUCAACUACCAACGAGACGUCUUCCAGGAACAAACAAUUCCUUCAGGAGGGGGCUGCCCAUACCAGGCCCGAAUGCCUCAGGUCCUCGAGUGAUGAGAACAGCGAUAGCACCUGGACACCUUGCAGGAAAGUGAAACCAUUGCAGGCGUUACGUAAGAAGAAGAAGAAAAAGAAGAAGAAAGUGGGAAGGAGGCAGAAGCGCCAGCCGAUGAGCUGUGAAAAACGCAACAACGCCUCUCCCCUGCAGCUCAAGAAGAAAUGUGUCAACGGCUUCAUCAUGUUUUGCCGCCUGAACCGCAAGCACUACAUCCGCGCUUGCCCGGGCAUGGCCUCCACAGCUGCUACGCGAGAGCUGGCUCAGCUGUGGCGCAUGAUGACGAAGCAGGAGCGGAAGCCGUAUUGCAUGAAAGCCCGAAGAUUCAGCCGCCUGAACAAUCGCAUCGUGAGGGAUGACUUCUCCAGUGAGGAAGAAGACCUGGAGCCCCCUAAACCUUUUCAUCUGCUUUUGGCUGAGAAAUCCCUCUCUGGCACCCAGAACUUUGGGGACCUUUCUUUGCUUGAGCUCAUUCCCUGAACCAUCACACCAUAAAAGGGUAAUAGCUUAUUUAUCCACUAGAAAGAUGGCUCCUCCCCCAGGUCUGUUUAUGAUAGUGUGUGAGUUUUAACUUGAGGGGCUGUCAGCUUUAAUGUUCACCUUCCCACUUUUCAAGAGUGCUCCAGAUGAGAGGGACUCCAUAGGGUGGUGUGGGGUGUGUGUGUGUCAGUGGGUGGGUCAUAAUUCCUUUAAUGUUAGCAUUAAAAUAUACGCUUUCCCCCAUUCACGGCUCCUAUUUGCUGAUUACACAUCAUCUUCCCUCCCUUACUAGUGUGACAUGAACUGCUCCAUCUCCAGCUCACCAAAGGCUUGUUCCUUUAGACCAGUUCCUUUAGGCUAGUUCCUUUAGACUUCAAACUAUGGC